AUGCGUCCCUAUCAGGGUCUCCUUCCUUGGUCUAUUUUGCUGGCUUCGAUAGGAGGAGCAGAAGCAAAACUGGACUUGAACUCGAGCAGCAACAUUGUUGUUUACUGGGGCCAAAAUUCAUUCAAUGGAAAGGAAGACCAGGCACAGCAGCCCUUGGCACACUAUUGCGAUGACAAGGACAUUGAUGUGAUACCAAUGGCCUUCAAUAUGAUGGUCAAUGGCCCAGGAGGCGCUCCAGAGAUUGAUUUUGCUGUUACCAGCAAGGACUGCGAUGUCUUCGGGGGCACCCAAUUAAAAGAUUGUCCUGCAAUUGGCAAGGACAUCAAGACGUGCCAAAAGAAGGGCAAGACGAUUCUUCUUUCCAUCGGUGGAGCCACUUACAGCGAGGGCGGCUUCAAAUCCGAAGAAGAGGCCAAGAAGGGGGCACAACUAAUGUGGGAGACCUUUGGCCCCAAGCAAGAGGGUUCCAGCGCCCUCCGUCCCUUCGGCGACGCUGUCUUGGAUGGGUUCGAUUUCGACUUUGAGGCAAAUGUCCAAAACAUGGCCGUCUUUGCCAACGAGAUGAGAUCACUGAUGAAGGCAGAUAAGAGCAACCAGAAGUUUUAUUUGACCGCAGCACCGCAAUGUCCCUACCCUGAUCAAGCAGAUAAAGCUAUCCUCAACGGCCCUGUAUAUAUCGAUGCUAUCUGGGUACAGUUCUACAACAACUUUUGCGGCGUCAACAAUUUCAACACCGACAGCUCAAGCAGCAAAUACAAUUUCGAAGAGUGGGACAACUGGGCUAAGACGGUGUCCAAUAACAAAGAUGUGAAGGUCAUCAUCGGCGUGCCAGCAUUUACGACAGCAGCUAGCACGGGGUAUGUCCCAGCAUCCCAGUUGGCCAAGGUGAUUGAAUACACAAAGAAGUUUGAGAGUUUUGGGGGUGUGAUGAUGUGGGAUGCCACGCAGGCAUACGCCAACGAUGGGUUUAUCAAAGACGUGCGGAAAAGCCUGGGCCCUGCGAAUGAUUCCGGUUCGUCGUCGCCCGAUCCGGUGUCAACCUCGACAUCUACUUCUACGUCCACUGACCCAACGAAGACAACGAGUUCGCCAUCUUCCAAUGCACCAGACUCCUCACCCUCAUCUUCCUCCUCCUCAUCUGCUUCUGUUUCGCACAAGGCGGAUGAAGAAACUACCGAAGAACACAAUACUGCGACUGCAACACCAAAGCCGACGGCCUCCACAACUGCGGCUCCUACCUCGACUGGUAGCGCCCAAGAUGAAGACGACUCGAGUGAAGACAUCAAACACGAUAAUCCAGACGAUAAAUCGAACGAUGAUUUGGAUGAUAAUGCUCUCGGCACAAUCAUUGGCAACGACAUUCUUGAGUUGCUUGGUGGUAUCCGUAAGGCAAACGAGGCUGCUGGCGGCAUCGUUCAUGCUCUGGCCAAUCUCUGA
Messenger RNA from Penicillium robsamsonii, 1437 nucleotides. Its product is annotated as glycoside hydrolase family 18 protein. The transcript is spliced from 5 exons. The coding region runs from base 1 to 1437 and encodes 478 amino acids. Gene Ontology annotation, biological process: carbohydrate metabolic process. Gene Ontology annotation, cellular component: extracellular region. The record is from RefSeq and is a predicted model, not a curated record. NCBI's taxonomy places the organism in Eukaryota, Fungi, Ascomycota, Eurotiomycetes, Eurotiales, Aspergillaceae. Gene Ontology annotation, molecular function: chitinase activity.